ACAUCAGCCGCGCAUUCCUCGCUCUGCACCUCCGGCUUUUCCUCUCAAGGCUGCAUCGAGAAUGUCAGCUGCAAUUUGUUUCCUGCUCGUCUCCGUGCUCGUCUUCGCCGCCCCUGCACCCGCUUUCGAUGACACUUCAGACGAGUUGCAGGAUUACGAGCUGGAUGACGUGGUCGGUUUCGCCUCUUUCGAUGUCGAUCCAAAUUUGGAAAGCGAAUCGGAAAACGAAAUUCUGCCUGUCAACCCAAUGAUUAUUUUGCCUUUGCCCCUUCCGCGCGUUGCCAAAAAGGCCCUGACGGCCCUGGCGCGCUGGAGGCCGUUCGGCUCGUACGUGGAGGCGGCCGCGUCGGCCGUGGCCGCCAGCGUGGCCGGCCCCGAGAAACUGGACCUGAUCAGCGCAGAGCCGCGGGCCCGCGGCCGCCUCGGCCGGGAGCAGGGCUUGCGGCCGCGUGGCCGCUUGCAGCCGCUUCGCUUCGGCCGCCGCAAACGCACCGACGGCCGCCAACGCAGAGGCCGCAACACGCCGCACGAAUGGACUUUGGAUUGAAAAUUAAUCAAUAAAUAAUAUUCCGCCAGACAAAAUUACAU
Messenger RNA from Cloeon dipterum, 588 nucleotides. RefSeq lists its product as uncharacterized. Lineage: Eukaryota; Metazoa; Arthropoda; Insecta; Ephemeroptera; Baetidae. The transcript is spliced from 4 exons. The coding region runs from base 62 to 547 and encodes 161 amino acids. The record is from RefSeq and is a predicted model, not a curated record.